This is a messenger RNA of Cicer arietinum (chickpea), 864 nucleotides long. Its product is annotated as protein IDA-LIKE 2-like. The record is from RefSeq and is a predicted model, not a curated record. Gene Ontology annotation, biological process: floral organ abscission. Lineage: Eukaryota; Viridiplantae; Streptophyta; Magnoliopsida; Fabales; Fabaceae.
UGUACCAUAAAGACCCGUUCCAAAAAGCUUGUUACUUCAUUAGGCUUUUCCAAUUUUUCUGCUUUCAGCAUCACUACUACUUGUAGAACCAUCUCAAUUCUUUUUGACUCAAUCACUUUAUUCCUUAACUUUCUCUCACCCAAAAAUUACACACACACACACACAUGAAAACACUUAAACAAAACCAACACCUUCAAAUUCUGACAACCACAUUUUAGCAUUUAAUCUCCCAUGUUUCAGCCUAUUUCAACCUCAUUUUCCUCAAAACUUAAUAUCAUUAUCAUCAUCAUCUCAGCUUCAUCUUCACUUUUUGUUUUUCACCAGCUUUUACAUAAUGGUUCAAUGUAUUAAAAAGCUUCAAAUUUCAUUGCUUUUAUUAUUUAUCUUGUUACUCUGCAUAUUUGGUUACUGUCAUGGCUCAAGAACCAACAAUGUUUUCAAAGCUAAGCCAAAGUAUCAACACACUGGUCACUUUUUUGGUUUCUUGCCAAGAAGAAUACCAAUACCUUUCUCUUCUCCUUCAAGGAAACACAAUGACAUUGGCUUGCAAAGAUGGAAAUCACCCUAAAGAUUCAGAAAUUUAGCAGUUUUGUGAAAAGGUGACUUUUGGGUUUUUUGUUUCAAUUAACUCUGAUCAUGUACAUUGGGGGUAUGAAGGUCUUUUUAAUGGUUCAUUCAUUGUUUUUUGAGUCUCAUGAUGACAAUGUAUUUUGUUUUAGAUGAUGUAAUAGACAUAAUAUUAUUAUGAUACAUUGUCAAUGAUUUAUUAACUGGAUUUCUCUUUUUUGAGUUUAAGGAGGAAAUUAAUUAAUGUAUGCUUAAAUUAACUUUGAUGUUGUUUUUCUUCUUUUUCAUUUUGGAGUA